Molecule: messenger RNA, 6896 nt
Organism: Lytechinus pictus (painted urchin)
Lineage: Eukaryota; Metazoa; Echinodermata; Echinoidea; Temnopleuroida; Toxopneustidae
Product: inhibitor of growth protein 3-like
Exons: 8
Coding region: 69-908 (279 amino acids)
Biological process (GO): regulation of DNA-templated transcription
Cellular component (GO): NuA4 histone acetyltransferase complex
Source: RefSeq, a predicted model, not a curated record
AUUACAGUAAUAAGUUGAGUAUUCUCCGAAGUCCAAUCGCUCGGUGAUUCCCUGGAAAAUAUUCGAAGAUGUUGUAUUUGGAAGAUUACCUUGAGAUGAUUGAGCAGUUACCUAUAGAAUUAAAGGAGAGAUUCACAGAAAUGAGAGAAAUGGAUCUUCAAAUUGAAAACUCGGUGGAUACAAUAGAAGAAAAAGUAAAGAAAUUUUUUGAGGCUGCUAAAAAAUUAAAAACUGAAUCAAAACAGCAACAGUAUGAGUCAUUGCGAAAGGAUUAUUAUAAACUUUUAGACAGUGCAGAUGAAAAAGUGCAAAUAGCAAACCAAGUUUAUGAUACAGUGGAAAGAUAUUUACGAAAACUUGAUCAAGAAGUAAGUAGGUUCAAGAUGGAACUUGAAGCAGAUCAUGCAGGUAUUACAGAGAUUCUUGAGAGAAGAUCUUUAGAAUUAGAUAGUUCACAACAGAUGAAGUCGGGUUCAGCCAAAUCUGAUAAGAGAAAGGUAUCCCAUGAUAACCAUGUAGACAAACGGGUAAAUGCAGACAAGAUCCUAUCCACCUUGGCAACCAAUGCAGUGCAGGACAUUACACCAGCAAGAAGUAGUAAUCUUAGUAGUAAUAGCAAUACAUUGGUGAAUUCAAGAGAAGGCAACUCUCAACCAUCCUUACCAUACAGCUUGGAUAAUGUGGGUUCAUCAAGCGCAAUAGCAAUGGCUGCAGCACAAGCUGUAUCAAAUACAUUACAUAUGCAGCCAGGAAGGAGAACAGCAAGUUUGAAGGCAAGCUACGAAGCUAUCAAGUCUGGUGGUUACUCAUUAGGUAGAGACUUCACUUAUGGAAACACUUCAACAGCAGAGGGAGCACCAUCCUCAUCUUCUAGCACUAAAUCUAGUCGACAUAGAAUCAAGAAGUAAGACUUCCAACCAUCUUAUAAAUGAAGAUUAGUUACAAGUUAAAUGGAUUGAUACAGGGUAUUACACAUUCAGGAUUCUAAUGGAUUUUUGGUUUAAAGCAAAGUCUGACAUCAGUCUUAGAAAUUUCAACACAGUAAAAAAAAAACAUAUAUUUGAACAAAAAUUGGUUUCCGAACCAUAAUCAAUGAAGUCAAAACCAGGAUUAGCAUGUAGUGCCUCCUCACUUUCCUGUCCAAAAUUGCUGAUAUUUAUUUUGCUUCUCGCAAAGAAGUUUACUAUAUCAUGCAUUAUUUGGUGCCCCAAAUGCACUUUGCACUGUCUCAAAAAUGCAAGUAACUUCACAAUCAACUGCAAAUUGUUUGUGCCCACUGCAGCAAAGAAGCAUGCAUCAAAUAAUGGCGACUAUCAUUCAUUGAAGACAAGCUCAGAGAAGAAAAUUGAUGUACCCAUGCUGUUUCCAUUAGGCCCGAGUCAAAACAUUUAACUGACGUUUAAAUGACCAUUUACACAUAACUACUUAAAGACUACCAAAUAUUCCCUUAAUUCUUUUACUGCUUUGAAAUGAAUUAAGAAUGUAUAAGUCACUAAUAAAUAUUUCUAAUUUGAAUGGAAAAUGAAGUUGAACUAUGUGAUAUGUCCAUCCAAAAAAGACGGAAGAUUUGCAUUUGCAAGUCUAAAUCUAACACCAAUGUGAGCAUGUGGGGACAAAUAAUGGUUUGGUCUUUGGGUCGUUCUACUUACAUCCUGUCAUGAAAAUGCAAAUGAAUUUGAUCACCUGUCAAUAUUUUCUUAUUUUGUGACAGUUGAUUAUCAUAUUAAGUUCCACAAUAGCCCAGUCAUUUUAGCACAAAAUUUGGCCAAACUUGGAACAAAUUGCAACAGCAUUUUUUUUUUCACCACAAUGCAUUUCUGUGAGGUCCCUAGUACAAAAUACAAAAAGUCCCAAACUAUCCGAAUAGGGGAAAGGCUCACAUCCAAGAUGGCUGCCAAAUGGCUGCCAAAAUCAAUUAUUGAUAUGCCUUAUCCUUAAUAUUUUUUCAUAUUUUUUGCACAGACAAUAGGGAAAAUGUUAAAUGAAUACGUAUUUCACUAUUAUUUAGAUAUUAGAAAUCGAUUGCAACCAUUUUCUGGACUGUCCAGUCAAUAUUUUUUUGAAAAAUGUGAGAAUUUAUACCCAAAAUUCCAUGUUAUUGGUAAAAAAAUUGGCAUGUGCAUUGAUAUCUCUCUGUUUUAUCAUUAACAUCAACAACUAAUGCAAAAUAUCAGCAUUCGACACAAAAGGGAAUAUAUCAACGAGAAUAUUGAUACGCUUCAUGGCAGUAUUAAUGUAUUAACUUGCUUAUAUAAAGGGCAAAUACCUCCGAAUGUAUUACUCGAUAUUGCGAUAAAAUGACACCAAAAACUAACCUCCGUGUCUAAGUACACUAUUGUUAUCGAUUACAACGCGAUCGCUGGCAUGACGUUAAAGAGAGUACAAUAGAUUAAAUCGUUCUUGCCUCGCCUUUGUUGGUGUGACUAACACGCAGAAAUACAUGUGCGUAGCGAUAGAAAGGUGUAUAUUACUUAGAUGGGUAUGUCGGCUUUUCUGUUGAUGAAAUCUCUUGGAAAAGUUAGAGGAAGCAUUGCUCUGCAUGCAAUUACAUUCAGGCACCUUAAAGCAUAGUUCCGCAAGAGCCUAUUGAAGGUACCCCCUUUAUCCAGAGCUUAACUAUUAAAAUAUUGCUUUUUGGGAACCCCCUUUGUGACAAAAUGGUGUUUUUGCUACAGAAAAAAACAACUUUUCUUAUCUUGAACUCACUUGGAGGCAAAGGAGUGGGCUUUUCGCUAUCAGUUACAUAUAUAGAAGUGAUGGCACAGCAAAUCCUACAAUUUUUUAGCUCCAUUGAGGCAAAAGGCUUUUCCCCUUUGCAGUUAACCACUUUCAUUGUUUUGUAAGCACAUGGGGAUGAAAAAAUAGAUUUUCAACUGCGAAGCAUUCUUUAAGAGCUGUAUGAAUGGUUUAAAACGAUAACCAAAAAGAUCACAAAACAGCGAAAGCGUCUAUAUGUCACUGACACAGAGUCCGUUACAAGAAAUUUUUAAAACAGGAAAAAAUACAGGAAGUAUGUUGCACAAAACAGGUGAAUUGAGAUGAAAGAUGCUCUCCAAUCGACUCCACGAAGAAGAAUGCUAACUUAUUAGAAUUUGGAUUUUGCCCCCUCCCGAAAUUACCAUGUCAGCUAACGCGACGUAGCAUUUUUUAGCCACGCCUCCUUGUGAUAUCCGAACAAAUACCAUAUUUGGCAUCGCAACAUAUCUCCACCACGGCAAAGGAAUUCGCCUGACCAGGCCCCCCCUCCUUGUAAAACACCUGUUACGUACCGCUGGCGGGAUAUGUUGUUGUCCAGCUAGUCUGGCCUGAGAUAACCUCUCAUUAACUUUCUUUGCAUGUUAAGAGGUAUUAUCAGCACAUAUAAAAGUGCUGGCACAGCAAAGCCUACCCCCUCAGGGGUUUGCUGAAGUCACCCACCCCUUUUCCGUAUUUUGCCAAUUUAUGGGAAAAUCUGCCAAUUUGAAGUCCACAUUGAGGCAAAAUGAUGUUUCUGUUUUAUAGCAACCCGCUCUCAUUGUUUUGUAACCACUUCGAGAUUUAAAAAAUGUAGAUUUCCUCUAUCUGCUACAUAUAAAGAAGUGCUGGCACAGCAAAGCCUACCCCCUCAGGGGUUGCCGAAGUCUCCCUACCCUUUUGCCUAUUUUCCCUCUUUAUUGAAAAAAAAAAAUCGCAGUGUUUGACCCCCCAUUGAGGCAAAAAGGCAUUUUCUGCUGUAUAGAAAAAGCCCUUUUAUUUUUGGAAACCACGUAAAGAUGAAAUAAUAGGUUUCGUCUAUCAGCUACAUGUAGAAAACUGCUGGCACAUCGACACUACUAAUUCAGGGGCUGCUGUAGUCAACCCACGUUUUUGCUUAUUUUGCCUAAUUAUUAGAAAAUAAGUCAAUUUUGAGCCACCAUUGGGGAAAAAGGCAUUUCUGCUAUAGAGUAAAGUCACUUUUUAUGCCCCCCGCAGACGAAUUCCGGAGGGGGCAUUAAGCGUUGCCCCUGUCCGUCCGUCCCCCCUUGGUUUCCGCGCAAUAACUUGAAAAAUAUUUAAUGGAUUAAAAAAAAAUUGUGUGUAGGUAGAUGACACCAAAAUACAGGCUAAGUUCAAAUUCGGAGUCCGCAGGUCAAAGGUCACAGCUCAUUAAAUAUGCGAGUUUGUUUCCGCAAGAUAACUUAUGAAAUAUUCAACAGAUUUUUAAAAAUUUGAGUGUGUGUAGGUAGAUGACACCAAAAUACAGGCUAACUUCGAAUUCGGAGUCCGCAGGUCAAACAAAGGUCACAGCUCAUUAAAUAUGCAAGUACGUUUCCGCAUGAUAACUUAUGAAAUAUUCAACAGAUUUAAAAAAUUUUGGCGUGUAGGUAGAUGACACCUAAAUACAGGCUAAGUUCGAAUUCGGAGUCUGCAGGUCAAAGGUCACAGCUCAUUGAAUAUGCAAGUUGCUUUCUGCAUGAUAGCUUAUGAAAUAUUCAACAGAUUUUAAAAAAUUUUGGUGUGUAGAUAAAUGACACCAAAAUACGGAUUAAGUUUGAAAUCAGAGUCUGCAGGUCAAAGGUCACAGCUCAUUAACUAUGUGAGUUGGUUUCCACAUGAUAACUUAUGAAAUAUUCAACAUAUUUUUAAAAUGUUUGGUGUCUGGGAAGAUGACGCCAAAAUGCAGACUAAGUUUGAAAUUGGAAUCCACAGGUCAAAGGUCAAAGGUAACAGCUCAUUAUAGAUAUGCAACAGAUUUCAAAGAAUUCUGGUGUUUUUAGGUAGAUGACAGCAAAAUACAGGCUAAGUUCGAUUGCGAAGUCCGCAGGUCGAAGGUCACAGCUCAUAUAUGCAUAUUGGUUUCUGAACAGUAAUUUAGGGAAUAAUCAACAGAUUAACAAAAUUAUUGGUGUGUGUAGGUUCCUGCACGAUAUUAAGUUCAAUCAUAUUGAAUGAAUAUCUGAUCGCGUGAAGCGGGGGCAUCUGUGUUCUUUGGACACAUCAAAUUUCUAGUUUUAUUUUACUAUUUUUUAAAACCACUUGGAGAUGAAAGAGAAGGCCUUUUUAUAUCAGCUACAUAUAAAAAAUUAUUAGCACAUUGACGCCUUCCCUCUUCAGGGCUCCAAUUUGACAAAUUUUCCCAUCAAUUGGCAAAAUUCGGAAAAGUGGUGGGUGACUUUGGUAGUAUGAUAAUAGUAUAGUAGUAUGUGACAGGUCCAAUGGCUACAUUUCAUUUUUCUCUUGAACUCUGAGAUCGAGCAGGCAGAAAAUGUCACAUUUAGGUGUACAACGUCACGUGACUAGCAUAUGAUAGUUUCCGUGCCCAGACCCUUUCAUUUUAAACAAUUACUACAGUCCAAACAGAAACAAAUUUAUACUUUUAAUGUUAAUAGUAUAACAAUGUUCUUGUAGUAUAAAUAUUUGCUUACUGAUAUUUAUAAUAUAGCUAUAGUUUUAAGAAAACCAAUAUUUAUAGUAGUGUUGAGUUCGGCAUUGAUUUGAUUUGCAAUCAGGUCUGAGUACAUAGUAUACACUAGCGUCGUCUGCUAUGUAAACUAAAUGAGUGAAUAUGACCAAAACUAACCAUUAUGUUAAUGCAUAGACCUAUUACAACUGGACAUUCAAUGAGAGCAUUUUAUGACCACCACCUGUUUCCAGCUGUCAAAAUUGCUGUCAUACAUUUAACUUUCUCUUUACGCUGUUUUUUCGACGUCCGUACAGGGCGAUUGUUUACACAAUCUCCUUUCGGCCUAUGACGGUCACCGAUCGAUCACUGGCCCUCUUUCGACCAGAGACGGUCAUUACCUACAUUACCUAGAAUGCAUUGCGCAAUUUAUUUCCGGUUUUCAAUACAUUAUUUCACGCAGUCAAUAUUGUGCAAUUGUUGUCUGAUCAUCACAAAAAAUCUUAUUAAAUUUUGCCAAUCCUUUGGAAUUUUAUGCCAAAAUGAAAAUCAACUUCUGCCCGAAGGUAAGCGUGACUCUCGACAUCAAUAUUGUCUUAAAAAGAUGUGUUUUUACUGUCUUUCUGCACAUUUCUCUGUCAAUUUUUUACUGCUUUUUUGCUGUAGAUAUUCUGAUCUCUACGUUGAUUUCAAUGCAUUUUGUGAGCGGUUGUUAGCGAUGUACGUAAAAUAUGUUUAUGCAUGCCUGUUUUCUUGUAUCUGAAAUCAUUUUCAUAGCGCUAACGUUCGCUGAUUUGUGUGCUGCUUUUGGAAGUGAACGAACAACAUCGCAUUGUGUAGGAGCAGCGCACAAUUGAUUUCUGAUGUCCAUCAGUGAUAGCGUGUUUUACGAUCGGCUUGAUGGGCGUCAGCUGCCAGCACUGUGUUUAUAAAAGGAUUAGCGGCGAUGAUCUUAGGCCUAAAGGAGGGGAUUCGUUGAAUGUCCAGUUGUAAUAGGUCCAUGGUAUAUGCAAAUUAAAACACUUUCCCAUCGGAUUUUGGGGGGACUAUUAGUAGUCUUCUAUGGACCUCAAAGAAAUGUUCUGCAUUGGAAUAACUUCUGUUGCAAUUUGUUCCAAGUGAAAAAUUAAAAUGACUGGAAUACAAAUAAAGAAAAAAAAUUAUCCAAAACGUCACUUGAAAUCAACCAUUUUCAUGUGAGCAGCCAUCUUGGAAUCUGACAUCUAUUCAUUCCAUGUCAAACGUUACUUUAAAAAUGAAACAAUUAUUUGUAAGUUCUCUUUAUAAUAUAAAAAAAAAUAUUUUGCCUCUUAAAUUGUUGUGGAUAAAUUUUGACAGGAUGAAAUACAAUAAAAUUAAAUCCUACGUCUGUAAAUAUAAUUUUUUUUAAUGAAAAAGCCAUUAUACAUGUAGGCCUCUUUCACAGCAAACUUAAUUUUCAGAAAAAAAAAUCAGAUUUCAUUUCUAUUGAUUUAUCCAUCCAAAAUUACAAAAAACGUAAUUGUUGGAAAGAAAAUAUUUUUUAGAUACUAAAGCC